GAUUUACAGGAAUGGAUGGACGGAGCAGAGGAAGGGGUGAUAUACUUCAGUCUCGGCAGUAAUAUGAGGGACUCGUUUCCAGCUGAAAAGAGGGCAGCCUUUAUUGAUGCUUUCUCCAGACUGGACAAAUUCAGAGUAUUAUGGAAAUGGGAAGACGACAGACUGCCUGACCAGCCAUCUAAUACAAUGAUCAGAAAAUGGCUUCCACAGAAUUCCAUUCUAGCUCAUCCCAAGACAAAAUUGUUCAUCAGUCAAAUGGGGCACCAAAGUUCUCAGGAAGCGAUAAACUUUGCAAUCCCUAUGCUGGGCAUACCGAUCUAUGGAGACCAGUUACAAAAUGCUCUCAAAUUUGAGAAAGAUGGUAUCUCCAUUCAUAUGGACAUAGAAGAUGUUGAUUUCAACGCAAACGUCUACAAGAAUAUCCAGCGAUUACUGACUGAUAACACGUACAAGCAGAACAUGCUGAGGCUCCAAAGACUAUCACGGGACAAACCUAUGUCAGCGGCUGAUACAGCGGUUUGGUGGGUUGAAUACGUCGCCAGGCAUAAGGGAGCUCCUCACCUCAGGCCCACAGUCCUUGAUCUACCCUGGUAUCAAGUCUACUUGAUUGACAUCAUUCUAUUCCUUCUAGCGGUACUAGCAGUCAUCAUACUAUCGUUGUACAUGUUGCUCAGGAUGCUAUGUCGUAGUAGAACAAAAGCUGAUAAAAAAGUGAAAGUAAACUAGG
Messenger RNA from Nilaparvata lugens (brown planthopper), 727 nucleotides. RefSeq names its product UDP-glycosyltransferase UGT5-like. The record is from RefSeq and is a predicted model, not a curated record. Lineage: Eukaryota; Metazoa; Arthropoda; Insecta; Hemiptera; Delphacidae. Gene Ontology annotation, molecular function: UDP-glycosyltransferase activity.